Molecule: messenger RNA, 984 nt
Organism: Trypanosoma grayi
Lineage: Eukaryota; Euglenozoa; Kinetoplastea; Trypanosomatida; Trypanosomatidae
Exons: 1
Coding region: 1-984 (327 amino acids)
Source: RefSeq, a predicted model, not a curated record
AUGAUACGUCUCGGAGAGUUUUUGCAUGGUGCCACUUCGGUGCCUGGCACCCUUGCCUGUGUCGUCAUGCCGUGGGUGUUGCUGCUGUUGUAUCUCGCGUACUACUAUUACAGGCGGCCACGGGAGCUGUCCGCGUCCGCCGUUGCCCCUUUUGUUCUUUUCAUGGACUACUUAACCGAUGGCGCAACGGCGGGAUACGACAAGCCCCUCAUGAGUCUCUUCCAUCCCGAGCUGCUCGGCAACGUUGUGGAGCGCGGCUUGGUGCGGGCGAUGGUGCGUUGUCUCUGUAAGCGUCUGGGGAAAGUGACGCACAUUCCACGCGAUACUGCCAUGAUUAAGAGUAAAGGCAAUCAAGUCAACUUUGUUGCACUCGUGGACUUUCAGUGCGCCAAGCAGGUUAAGUGCCGUAUGUCGUGGGUAUGGUGCCCGCCGAAGGAGCUGCUGCACACAAAGACCGGCUUCAUGCGACGUUUUUACGUCACCGGUUUUCGUGUGGAGCCGCAGCAAGGCGAGGACUUUGAUGUGUUGGAGUUCCUUCGCACAGAGGACUUCGUGCCGUACGCGGAGCGUUUUGUGGAGGGGCUGUUCGAGCGGCCACCGCGGGCAGCGGUGGGGAUGAUGAUACCGGCGCUGCAAAAGCGCUACGUGGAUGACUUAGAGAAGCUGCAGCAAAGCAUACAGCACGUUAGUGGGGCGGCCCCUGAUGGGGCGGUGGAGGUGAACGCAACACUCAUGAGCGAAGAGAUCGUGCGGGCCCCUGCCUCAGCGGAGCCUGCUGCAGGUGCUGAGGACGGUGCGAUGCAGGGGAUUGAAAUGCGCUUUCUCGUGAGCGGCGUCGGCCGCCGAGAAGUGGAAGUGACUGUGUCGCUCGUGUUCGCCGAACUUCGCUGCUUCGUGAACCGCUACGAGGUGCGUGCGAGGCCAGACACACGGGUGCAGGUGGUGCUUGACCAUGACACUGGGGAAAAGACAAUUGUGGCGUGA